Populus euphratica (Euphrates poplar) is the source of this 1370-nucleotide messenger RNA. RefSeq lists its product as uncharacterized. Bases 246 to 989 code for a protein of 247 amino acids. Gene Ontology annotation, molecular function: ubiquitin protein ligase activity. The record is from RefSeq and is a predicted model, not a curated record. Gene Ontology annotation, biological process: protein ubiquitination. Lineage: Eukaryota; Viridiplantae; Streptophyta; Magnoliopsida; Malpighiales; Salicaceae. The transcript is spliced from 5 exons.
GUCAAUUUUCAACGCUAGCUCCAAGACAUCCCACUCUCUAAUCCACGUGUCCCCUCUCUAUCUAUGGCUUCCCUUUCAAGAACAGAGUAGUAGAAGAAGAAGCUCCUCUGAGAAGAACCAACCCCACCACCAAAAAAAAAGAAAGAAAAGGAGGUUUUGGUGAAGAGAAAACAAGAAAAAUUUUCAGGGUUUUUACCCAAAGAGAGAAUCCGAUUGCUUGAUACUGGAGGUUUUGAAGAAGAGAUAUGUAUAUAGGGUCUGUGAGAAAAUCUUUCAAGGACUCUCUUAAAGUGCUUGAAGCUGAUAUUCAACAUGCUAAUACUCUGGCAUCAGAUAUUUCGAGGGAUUAUGACGGGGCCUGUCUUCAGAUGAGAAUGUCAUAUAGUCCAGCAGCACACCUGUUUCUUUUUCUUGUGCAGUGGACAGACUGCCAUCUUGCUGGUGCACUUGGACUGCUAAGGAUCCUAAUUUAUAAGGUUUAUGUGGAUGGCACAACCACCAUGACUACUCACGAAAGAAAAGCAAGUAUCAGGGAGUUCUAUGCUGUAAUAUAUCCCUCUUUAUUGCAACUUCAAAGAGGGGUCACUGACACAGAAGAUAAGAAACAGAAGGCGGUAUGCAUGGAAAGGUACCGAAGACGAGAUGAUGAGGAACAUAGGCAGCGUGCUGAUGCUGACAUUGAAAGAGAAGAAGAAUGUGGAAUUUGCAUGGAGAUGAAUAGCAAGAUUGUACUGCCCAACUGCCACCAUGCCAUGUGCUUGAAAUGUUACCGUGAAUGGCGAUCAAGAUCCCAGUCAUGCCCCUUCUGUCGUGACAGUCUCAAGAGAGUAAACUCUGGAGAUCUCUGGGUGUUUACUGACAGCAGGGACAUUGUGGACAUGGCAACGGUGACAAGAGAUAACCUAAGAAGGCUUUUUAUGUAUGUAGAUAAGCUGCCUCUGAUAAUUCCUGACAACCUUUUCGACACAUACGAUUCACACGUAAGAUAGGCGACAAGUAGAGCCCGCAAUCGCCAUCUCCCUGGUCUUUGGAUGAAUGGUACAGCUACCACCCCCCCCCCAAAAUAUAACAUAACCACGGAAAAUUCAGUAGGCAGAAUGUAGGCCACUUGGAGUUUCAGGGCUUUCUUCCCGCUUCUUGUCAGAAGAAAAUCCGACCUUGGUUAUCGCGGGUUGGUAGGUGAAGUUAAAGAUGGGCUUUAUAAAUCGUGUUUUAGCACAUUUGUACAUGCUUGUAUAGCCUGGAGCUCGCAUAUCAAAGCUCUGCAAUUUCCGUCCCACAUUCGUCUUGUGUCUGUGGGAGAAGAAAAAAGAUCUAUUCGUCUUGUUCCUCAAGCUGAAGACAGCUCGUAUGACGUAGCAAUGGAUCAA